Messenger RNA from Lactuca saligna, 762 nucleotides. The record is from the annotation of a GenBank genome assembly. Lineage: Eukaryota; Viridiplantae; Streptophyta; Magnoliopsida; Asterales; Asteraceae.
AUGUCGAAGCAAUCUUUAUGUUUGGUCUUUAUGAUCAUGGGAAUCUUGAGCGUGUCAGCAGUGGAUCCAGCACCGGCGGCAGCAGCAGCAGGAGGAGGAGGAGGAGGAGAACAUGUUUUCGAGCUCUACAUGCAUGAUAUUCUUGGUGGCAGCAACCCCACAGCUAGACCAGUAACAGGUCUACUAGGUAACAUAUACAGUGGUCAAGUCCCCUUCGCUAGACGCAUAGGUUUCCGGGCACCACAAGGCGGAGUGGCGAUCCCUAACGCCAAUGGUGCCAUUCCUACCGUGAACGGCAACGGGAUCCCACUCGGAACUGGCUUGGUUGGCACCCAAUUCGCCGGAAACCUGAACCAAAACAAUGUUCAAAACCAGAUCGCUGCCCAAUUGGGACCAGAUGGGCUAGGGCUAGGGUUCGGGACCAUAACAGUGAUCGACGAUGUACUGACCAUCGACCCAAAAUUGGGAUCGCGGUCGUUAGGGAAAGCACAAGGAGUUUACGUUGCAAGCUCGGCGGAUGGAAGUAGACAGAUGAUGACAUUCACGGCGAUGAUGGAAGGAGGUGAGUAUGGAGAUAGUAUCAAUUUCUUUGGAGUUUACCAUAUCGGAAGUGCGAUGUCUCGGUUGUCGGUGACUGGUGGCACCGGGAAGUUCUUGCAUGCUUGUGGGUUUGCUGAGGUUCGAUCACUCAUACCAGCUGGUCAGAUUGUUGCAGACGGCGUGGAGUCGUUGAUGAGGUUGACUGUUCAUCUUUCUUACUGA